Messenger RNA from Rhopalosiphum maidis (corn leaf aphid), 1126 nucleotides. RefSeq names its product histone H3-like. NCBI's taxonomy places the organism in Eukaryota, Metazoa, Arthropoda, Insecta, Hemiptera, Aphididae. Gene Ontology annotation, cellular component: nucleosome. The coding region runs from base 158 to 898 and encodes 246 amino acids. The record is from RefSeq and is a predicted model, not a curated record. The transcript has 3 exons. Gene Ontology annotation, molecular function: structural constituent of chromatin; protein heterodimerization activity; DNA binding.
ACGGAGAGCCACGGUUCCCGGACGGUAACGAUGGGGUUUCUUCACACCUCCAGUGGCGGGCGCGCUCUUACGUGCGGCUUUGGUGGCCAACUGUUUACGGGGCGCCUUUCCGCCUGUGGAUUUACGGGCCGUUUGCUUGGUCAAUAACUUAAGCAUCAUGACAGGUCGAGGCAAAGGUGGAAAAGGAUUAGGAAAAGGAGGUGCGAAACGUCAUCGUAAAGUACUCCGUGAUAACAUCCAGGGAAUCACCAAGCCUGCUAUCCGUCGCUUAGCUCGCCGUGGUGGCGUGAAGCGUAUUUCUGGUUUGAUCUACGAAGAGACCCGUGGAGUUUUAAAAGUUUUCUUGGAAAACGUAAUCCGUGAUGCUGUCACGUACACUGAACACGCCAAGAGAAAGACCGUCACUGCCAUGGAUGUUGUCUAUGCUCUUAAGCGACAAGGUCGUAGUUGUCCUACCCAGAACUACCACCUAGAACCCGAUAGCGCAAUGGCACGUACCAAGCAAACGGCCCGUAAAUCCACAGGCGGAAAGGCGCCCCGUAAACAGUUGGCCACCAAAGCCGCACGUAAGAGCGCGCCCGCCACUGGAGGUGUGAAGAAACCCCAUCGUUACCGUCCGGGAACCGUGGCUCUCCGUGAGAUCCGUCGUUACCAGAAGAGUACCGAACUGUUGAUCCGCAAAUUGCCGUUCCAACGUCUGGUGCGUGAAAUCGCCCAGGAUUUCAAGACCGAUUUGCGUUUCCAGAGUUCCGCUGUCAUGGCACUGCAGGAAGCCAGUGAAGCGUAUUUGGUCGGUUUAUUCGAAGACACCAAUUUGUGUGCGAUCCACGCCAAACGUGUCACGAUCAUGCCAAAAGACAUCCAAUUGGCUCGCCGUAUCCGCGGAGAACGUGCAUAAUUUUCUAUUUUAAUUAUCACCCUAAAACGGCCCUUAUCAGGGCCACCACAUCACUAUUUUUCGGCAGUUAUGAAUUUGUAAAUAAAACUUCACAAUAUUUAAUUUAAAAAUGUUAGUAAAAGGAAACCUAACAAUUAUCUAUACAGUUAAUCCAUCCUACUACCCGAACCUAGAAUAUUUUUAUAUAAUUCAAAUAUAUAUUUAUUUGGACGACUAUUUGAUACGUAU